This is a messenger RNA of Drosophila grimshawi, 3068 nucleotides long. RefSeq names its product solute carrier family 35 member E1 homolog. NCBI's taxonomy places the organism in Eukaryota, Metazoa, Arthropoda, Insecta, Diptera, Drosophilidae. Gene Ontology annotation, molecular function: antiporter activity. Gene Ontology annotation, cellular component: Golgi apparatus. The record is from RefSeq and is a predicted model, not a curated record. The transcript is spliced from 4 exons. The coding region runs from base 1248 to 2408 and encodes 386 amino acids.
AAUAAUUAAACACUGGAGCAACUGAUGAAGUUGCUGCUGUUGCUGCUCGUUCACCACCGCUAACAAUUAAGGAGAAGCCCAGUCUGGCUGUGUAAUGUGCAAAGGCGGUACUUAGUCUAUUGCGCCUACUGACGUCCAAGACACCGUCGACAGAGUUCCUUGUGGUGGACACUAUUAUCAAGAAGCUGAAUAACCGUGUCUCCUAUAUGAGAAAUGAAAUCUUUGAGUGCCCCUCGCCGCUGUGCAACAACUUUAAUGUGAAGUAAAAGUUUAACUCCACGACUGCAUCCAACAUAGAUGUGGCCAAAUGGGGAUUACAGCGCUUUCCGGAUGAGACAGCUCAAAUGCUGCGCGUCACCGGCAUUGAUGCAACGCGAUUGAUUGUUGCAGCUGAUGAGCUAUUCUAACAUGCAGCUGCAUAAGCUGCGUUCCCAACAGGUGGCUAGCAAGGCAGUGGACGGGUCCAUCACCAGCACACGAUUACUUACUAAUGUGUCGGCCCUAACGGAUGCGCGUUUUGCAAACCGCUAUCAAGAUGUUGCAGUCCAGGCAAUGCCAGUAUUAAAUCGAGGCGUCUUCUGGCUGCAGCCCAGUUUAACGAGAUGAACUUAGAUGAACUUGAUGCCCAGCAAGAAAAUAUCAUGCUGGCACUAAAGGAACUCUGCUCGACAAUGCCCCGCUCAAAUCUAUGGGCAGAUAGACUAUAUCAUGCGCUUCUCAGGGCUUUCGCUGUGCAUCGAGCUGAGGGCAAACAAUUGGCGCGCUAAUUCAAGUAAUUCGAUAUCCAUUGCAAAGAGUAUAUCAAUUUUUAAUGCGAAUACAAUUAACAAUAAUAAGUACAAUAAUUCCUGAGACAGGAAAAAAAAGAGUACAAGAACGCAUUUUGCAUUUAAAUAUUUUCUCGACCAAAUAGUUGAAAUGUGAAAUUUUCAUUGUGAAUUGUUAUUUAAAAUUUGCUCGAUAUUAUUUAUCGAACACAAUAUUUAUCGAUAACACAAUGUGCCGGCCCUCGUGAACACUUGCCGUAUUUUCGGUCUGGCCACACUCGCGUCCACGUAGAAAACAAACCGACAACAUUGUCGACGUGCAUGCCUUUAUUUAAUAUUUAAACACAUAACGAGAUGCAAUAGACGCACAUCGAUAAUAAGGACCAGCGAACUGGCAGGCCCACUGGGUGUGACACUGGGCUGCUGACACUGGCAAUAGCUACUGCUACAGCUAAUUAAAAUAAAACACAUAUUUUAAAAAUGUUGGGUGGCAAGCGCACAAAUUCGCGUCAUGUUGCAGUCGUGUUGCUGAUGUGCCUGUUCUGGUACGUGAUAUCGUCCAGUAACAAUGUCAUUGGCAAAAUGGUGCUCAAUGAAUUUCCAUUCCCGAUGACCGUCACUCUCGUUCAAUUAUGCAGCAUCACGCUGUAUAGCGGUCCAUUCUUCAAUUUGUGGCGCAUCCGCAAGUAUCAGGAUAUACCUCGAGCAUAUUAUAUGCGACUAAUUGUGCCGCUGGCCAUUGGCAAACUGCUCGCCUCGGUCACAUCGCACAUAUCGCUGUGGAAAGUGCCCGUCUCCUAUGCGCACACAGUUAAAGCGACUAUGCCGCUUUUUACCGUCAUUCUGACGCGGCUCUUCUUUGGUGAGAAACAGCCCAAACUCGUGUACCUGAGUCUCUUACCCAUCAUAACGGGCGUGGCAAUUGCGACAGUAACGGAAAUCUCAUUCGAUAUGCUUGGCCUGGUUAGCGCACUCAUUUCCACAAUGGGCUUCUCAAUGCAAAACAUCUUCUCCAAGAAGGUACUCAAGGAUACAGGCAUACAUCAUUUGCGUCUGCUGCAUUUGCUCGGCAAGCUAUCCCUAUUUAUUUUCCUGCCUCUCUGGCUUUACGUGGACAGCCUAGCUGUUUUCCGUCAUACGGCCAUUAAAAAUCUGGAUUACCGGGUGAUUGCACUGCUCUUCACCGAUGGCGUCCUCAAUUGGAUGCAAAACAUAAUUGCAUUCAGUGUGCUAUCGCUGGUAUCGCCGCUUACCUAUGCGGUAGCCAGCGCCUCGAAGCGAAUAUUUGUAAUUGCCGUAUCGCUUAUAAUAUUGGGCAAUCCGGUAACAUGGGUUAACUGUCUUGGAAUGACGCUGGCCAUUAUCGGUGUGCUGUGCUACAAUCGGGCCAAGCAAAUCACAAGGGCAAGCAAACUACCGACGCUGGCGCAUAGCAAUCACAUUAAGUACACACCGCUCAAUGAUUCUUCCCAUUAUCGCAAUCCAAUCAACGGCAGUAUGGGAAAUGGCGGCAUGCACAAGACCCAAACGACAAGCUCGGCAAUCGUAACAAUGCCAAUGACAAUGGCAACCGGCAACAGUUUGCUGGCAAAUGGCAGCGGUAUGCCAAGUGCGAGCAACACGCGCCUGCUCUUCGUUUAGUAUUGUAGUUAGUGAAAUUGUAUUACAACACAGCUUUAUUGUACUAUUUUUCUUCUUUUUUUUUGACACUUCAACCUACCCCCACCCACCCCUUUUGUCUCGAUCUGUUGCAUUGCUUAUAGCCAUUCAUCACAAUUACCAUGAAAACGGACCAUGUUAUCAGCAUCGACUAUCUAUCUAUAUGGCCAACCUGAAUAUACUAUUCAGCAUUCGAAACAACAACUACAAGCAUCCAAAAAUAUAUCAUACUUGUCCUGCUCUCUCUUCUCCCUCUGAUUGAUUUUCCAAUUCAAUUGUUUUGUGUUACCCCAUCCUGCACCACCACCACUUCCACCACCACCACCACCACUGCUCAUGACGACCUGUCCCAAUCCAAUAUUGUAAAUUAUUGUAUGAUAUUUGUAGGUAUGUGUAUAAAUGCAUACUCGUGAAGCGGUAUGUAAAUAAGUAUAAAAUCGAGACGAACCCCAGAUAGGAUUAGCCUCAAUUGCCGCUAGAAAAUGACAUUUGCUUUCAAAAUUUGAAUUCGAUUAAGCCUUAAAAGUGUCUGUAUUUACAAGAAAUCAAAAAUGUAAAAGAUCUAAACGCAUCGAAAUGCGUAAUAAAAAUUGUUGACGGUGUACAUAGGCAUAUAGAGAUACUACGUACUACUAUAUAAAA